Messenger RNA from Durio zibethinus, 688 nucleotides. The record is from RefSeq and is a predicted model, not a curated record. NCBI's taxonomy places the organism in Eukaryota, Viridiplantae, Streptophyta, Magnoliopsida, Malvales, Malvaceae.
CUUUUGGUUGUUUGUUCCAAAGUUUAAGAUUUUUGGUUCUUGGGUCUCGCUUUCUUCUCAAUUUUUAUGCGUCUUCAGAUGAACUUGCUUUUCUCCAAGGUUCUUCUGGGUUGUUACACAAAUGGGUUUUGCAAUCUCAUUUCUGGUUUUGCAUCGUCACAACUCUUAAGAGGCUUCAGUGAGACUUCAAAGAAUGGAUUUUCUGCAAUGUCGGCUGAUAAUUUAAGGAGCCUAGCUAAGAGUGAUUCCCUGAGGAAUUACCAUGUUGUAGUGGCUGCAACUCGUGAAAUGGGGAUUGGAAAAGAUGGCAAGUUACCAUGGAGUUUACCUUCUGAUCUCAAAUUCUUCAAGGAACUUACAAAGACAACAUCAGAUCCUGAGAAGAAGAACGCUAUAGUAAUGGGUAGAAAAACCUGGGCGAGUCUUCCACUUGAGUGUAGACCUUUACCUGGUCGCCUAAAUGUUGUCCUGACUCGUUCCGUGUGUUCUGAUAUUACUAUUGGAGAAAAUGUUAUAACAUGUAGGUCCAUUCCAUCAGCUUUGCAAUUAUUAGCAGCGUUUCCUUAUCGUUUUUCAGUAGAGAAGGUGUUUCAUUGGAAGUUGCCAGAUAUUUAGGGAAACAACUAAUGCUCCAGAUUGUGAAGCCAUCCACAUUACUGAAAUUUAGACAAGCAUUAAAUGCGAUAUC